Messenger RNA from Pelmatolapia mariae (spotted tilapia), 1311 nucleotides. RefSeq names its product retinoic acid-induced protein 3. Bases 1 to 1272 code for a protein of 423 amino acids. The transcript is spliced from 3 exons. Gene Ontology annotation, biological process: G protein-coupled receptor signaling pathway. The record is from RefSeq and is a predicted model, not a curated record. Gene Ontology annotation, molecular function: G protein-coupled receptor activity; protein kinase activator activity. Gene Ontology annotation, cellular component: intracellular membrane-bounded organelle; plasma membrane; signaling receptor complex. Lineage: Eukaryota; Metazoa; Chordata; Actinopteri; Cichliformes; Cichlidae.
AUGGCCCUUUCAUCCAAGAACCUGAAAUCCCUUUCUCCCCUCCUGUUCCUCUUUUAUGCCCCUCUCACCUGUCUGUGCCAGUCAGCCAACAGCACCUCAACCAGUACCACAACCACCACCACAACCGUUUCCUCAAAUGUUACAUCCCUGAUCGGAGUCCGAGGCUGCGGUGACGGGCUGCAUCCCAUGUACAGGUAUCUGUGUGACCGCCGGGCAGCAUGGGGGAUUGUGCUGGAGACCCUGGCCACUGCGGGCUUCCUGCUAAGUAUAGGGCUCCUCUUAACCCUGCUGAUCUGGUCCCUGUGUGUCUGCAUCUCAUCCCGCCAAAAUCGCAACAACAACAUCGGAGGCAUGGUGACCUCCAUGUCCUUGUUCCUGUUGGCCACGGCGGGGAUCUUCGGCAUCACCUUCUCUUUCAUCAUCAGUCUCACCCCGCAGACGUGCCCCACUAGGCUGUUCCUCUUUGGCGUGCUCUUCUCGCUGGCCUUCUCCUGCCUGCUGGCUCGCUGCCUAGCUCUGUUGGGCUUUGCAGCAGCUCGAGGCUGGGGAGAGCCUGCUGUGGCUCUGGGGCUCUUCGCUGUGCAAGUUAUCAUUGCCACAGAGUGGCUGAUCAUCGUGUUGGUCCGGGAUAACAAGCGCUGCGAGUACAGCCAGGGGGAAUUCGUCAUGCUACUGAUCUACGUCCUGUGCCUACUGGCUAUCAGCUUGAUCCUUUCCCUGCACCUCCUGUGCCGCAACUAUUGCACUUACAGCUACAGCUACACAGGACCCAUCAACCAGCAAGGGAAGCUGCACAGUGGGCUGGUCUUCGUCACACUGCUUCUCUCUGCCUGCAUCUGGGUGGUGUGGAUCACUAUGCUCACCAGGGGGAACCCCGAGCUGGGCCGUCGGCCAAAUUGGGACGACCCAGUAAUUAGCAUUGCCUUGGUAGCAAAUGGCUGGGUGUUACUGAUUGGGCAUGGGUUGUCCCAGGUCGCCUUCUUCUGCAAUGGGGAGGUGAAGUCCAAGGAUCUCCCUUUGAGCUUUGCAGGAUGGACCAGCCCCAAUGCUGAUAUACCAGGACUAGGAAGCCAGAAGGAGGGGAAAGACAACGGAAGCUUUGAGAAUGACUUGGAGAACAAGAGAGGCCGGAGAGCGGAGCAAUCGCUGCGAUCGCCCUACGAGUCGGGAUUCUCCAUGACGGAAAUCGACACUGACAAAGAUUACACCAUUCCUCGCCCUCAGACCACCAACUACAAUGAACCCUACGAUGAAUAUUAUGGACGUGAAUAAAACCUUAUCUGAAUAAGGCCGUACACACACACGCGUACA